Molecule: messenger RNA, 3441 nt
Organism: Dibothriocephalus latus
Lineage: Eukaryota; Metazoa; Platyhelminthes; Cestoda; Diphyllobothriidea; Diphyllobothriidae
Source: the annotation of a GenBank genome assembly
AUGCGUUCUUUAAGGCCCUGCUCGGUAGCGGCUGUUUCAAUUCUCUGCUGGAUCACUCUGUUUGCUAGCACAGACACCACCCAAGAUGGCGAGGCUAUCUUUUGUGGCAACGAAGAAUGCACACAGCUCACCCGCACCGCGCGGUUAAUAAAAGGCGUCAACUUCGAGAACACAUUUCUCCCUGAAGGUACCACUGUUGACAUUCUCGGUGAGCAGGCUCUGCAUCCGAACCUUCUACUUGCCCGCCACGCUGAUCAAAUAUUCUACGUAGACAGUAGUCUAGUGCACCAAGACAAAUUUAUUGUGUCUACCUUUAUCAAGACAGUGAUGCCUAAGACGUCCUCGCAACCAAAAUCUCCGGAGUCAUCUGCUGAAGGCAAGGCGGCUCCCUCUCUUGCCGAACACGCCAAUUCUGAGGGAGAAGCAUCGAACCAGCAAUUGAAAACAGAGGAUGUCCCGCCGUCCUCACCCCCACCUGCACAGACUGAAGCGCCUGAAAAAGCGGAGAACACCAUGCAGGCGUCUGCUUCCACGCCAACGUCUACUAAGGCAGCUCAGGAGCCGUCACCUGCCAGUAAAGAGCUGCAGGAGAAAGUUAAACUGCUGGAGAAAGAUGCCGUCGUUACAGGAGAAAAGCAUGUUGAGUCUGUCCCAACAGAGCCGGUCUCAGCUGGUUCUGUUGUUGCCAACGGGUCUGUGUCUAAUCACCCUGAACCGGUCAAUCACGUGCCAGUUGAGAAUGCUACUAAAGUCGGACAGUCACAGUCUGCAGAAAAAACUGACCAACCAUCACCGCCUUCGGAAGCUCAAUCCUCUGUGAAAAAGACACCUUCUACCAAACAAAAUGAGCCACCGCAUGAAGGCACACUUGCUGGUUCUUCCGUUGAAAAGCAAGGCGCAGAAACUUUGACCUCCGAGCAUGCUCCCGGGUCAACAGUUUCAGGUACUCCCGAGCCAUCGCCUGAGUCGAGUAACCUUGAAAUAUCCGACCAGAAACCGAAAGAGGAGGCCACUUCUGCUGAACCAAGCGAAAAGCCACAAUCUUCAGAUUCGGAGCCGCGGCUGUCACCACCAUCACCACCACCGCCCACCAGUCAAGCUCCGUCUGCUGAUGAUUCCAAGCCAGUGGAAGAGCCGAUUGCUACUAAUUUUUCGGAAGCUCCUACUGGUGGUGGCCACGAAAAAGACCAAGUAGAGCCUGGCCCUUCCCCGUCGUCUGAAUCUACCGAGUCUAAAUCGUCCGACAGGUUGCCUAUUGAAAACAACGAUCCAGCUAGUCCACACAUUUCAGAAGCAAACGAAAGCCACUCUUCCUCUGUAUCUGGUCAGGGAAACUCGUCACCCCAUACUCCUGCUCCCACAGGGAGUUCACCCAGUUACGAAGACCUGCAAAAUGUCAAGGUGCUUACUACUAAUGAACCAUUACUCGAUAAACCAACCAACAUCGAAAGUGGGCACACGCAAGGUGCCACCGCUGACAAAGGUUCUCCUUCUCCCCAGUCUCUAGAUUCUCCUGACUCUCCGCAUCUGCCUGAGGAUCUGGUAGAGCCAUCGGAAAAUAGUUCGCGACGACUAAUAUACUCUGGUUUUAUUCAGUGCCUGCUCCAGUCUGCUAACCGCAGUCUUCCCACAAACCUUGUGACCUCUAAAUCUGCUCUUUCGAGUUUUACCCUCUUCCUUUCGGAUAAUUUCAUUACCUUGGCUGAGAAGGCGCUCACUUUUAUUUCCCCAAAUCAUGUCAAAAUGGCUGACAACUUCCUUUACACGAUUCUUGGCGUACCUCUAAGUUUUCUGGUCGCCUGGUGGUUUUUCCUCUUCUCCGCCUUUGUCACCUACGUCCUCAUUCGUGUUGUAUCACGUGUCCUGAUUGGUUCCAGUGGUGUCGGUGAUGUGAAACAGCGUUCGUUGGUCGAUUGGCUAGCUAUCGAGGAGCACGCCAAUCAGCUGGCAGCUCGUCUGGCUGACCAGGAGGAGGCGAAUGCUCGUCUUACCAUCUGGACAAUGGAGUUGAGUGCACGUUCCCGCUUGAACACUCAUCGGGAGAGGAUUGAUGAAAUGGAAACGGCGAUGAAGAACCUGACAGCCUCUAGUCAGAAGUUGGAGGAGGAACUGGUAACACGGGAUAGAGAACUGGCUGGUCUCCGUGACAUGUUCAUUCAGCUUAAGAGUUUCGAACUAAGCCUUUCGCAAACGAAUGCGGACGCGGCCUCGCCUGGUGUUGCUGCUUCACGGAAUGCCUCAAAAGAGGACGGAGCCAGACCAAUGUUGGCUACCUCCAGUGGUAGUUCGGACCAAGAUGCUGCUGACGGUAGCGAUUGGGGCGCCGAGGUGGACGAAUUGGCCAAUGAGGUUGACAUUGAUAAUCAGCUUGCCGUUCCCGAGCGAACAAACAGUCAAGAAAGUGGGGAGCAUGAAACUCGGGAGGGCCAGAGCGAACAAUUACAGCAGGUUUUGGCCAACUUUCUUGAUGUUGGCAAAUUGAGAGCAGACCUGUCUGCUAUGGGCGAUCAACUGAAAGCAGAAAUGGAUCGGUGCAAACAGGAGACUGAGUUGCGCAGCCAACUGCAAGAAAAGUUGGCUGCUCUGGAGGAGUCGAAUGUCACCCUUCAGCAAAAGUGUAGCCAGGCGGAAGACGACAGGUCGGCGGCUCAGAAAAAGUUGGAAAUCCUGUCAGAUUACUUUAAGGAGCGUGAAGUGGUGAUGCAGCGUGAUUUAGGUCGUCAAGCCCUCUCAGAGUCCGAGACUAACGAUGAGCUGAAUUACCUUCGUCAGCGAGCCAAAUCCCUCGAUGUGGAGGUGAAGGCUCUGCGUGAACAGGUCACCUCUGCACGCCAUGAGUUGGUAGAAAAUGAGCGAGCCAGCCGUCGUCAGAUUACGCAACUUGACAAGCGUCUACACGAAAACUGGCUGGCCGCUAGGGCCUCAGAGAACCUGGUGAAAGAACUACGUGAUGAGAACACUGCCCUGCGCCAAAAGAUCGGAGAUGGCGAAAAACGGACGCUACAGCAACUGAUUUCGCGAGGACCGCCGAUGGCGAUGCCUCUUUUGCAGCCACCUCUUGUUCCGCCUGGUGGCGCCAAAAAGCCGGAUAGCCGACCCUCUUCGCGUCAAUUUGCAAACAGUACUCCUCAAAUGCCUUUGAAGCAAACAGCAGGGUCCCGAAGUACGCCACCCUUCCUUCCACCCCCGCCCUCACUGCCUGGAAUGCCACCCUUCGCAGCAGGAGCCCCAGGGGUUCCCUUCAUGCCUCCGCCGCCCCCUCCACCACCACCCGGCUUAAUUCCCCCUAAGGGUGGCCUUCCGCUUUUGCCCACAGUGCAGCGUGCUUUCUCCAAUAGAAAUAGCCCACUGCCUCCCGGAUGGGAAGCCAUGCAUGUCCCUUCACCGCCGCCAGCUGCUCCACAUUCGAACUCCGGCAGCAGCCGUUCUGCCAAACGGUGA